Messenger RNA from Columba livia (rock pigeon), 1456 nucleotides. RefSeq names its product gastrulation brain homeobox 1 (gene GBX1). Gene Ontology annotation, molecular function: DNA-binding transcription factor activity, RNA polymerase II-specific; RNA polymerase II transcription regulatory region sequence-specific DNA binding. The coding region runs from base 198 to 1178 and encodes 326 amino acids. Lineage: Eukaryota; Metazoa; Chordata; Aves; Columbiformes; Columbidae. The transcript has 2 exons. Gene Ontology annotation, biological process: regulation of transcription by RNA polymerase II; regulation of nervous system development. The record is from RefSeq and is a predicted model, not a curated record. Gene Ontology annotation, cellular component: nucleus.
CUCCACUCCGCCGCGCCGAGCCAGCGAGCGGGCGGGCGGGCGGCAGCUCUCGCCGGGCGCCGGAGCCCACGGGAGGCGGCGGGCGCGGGCCGGGGCCGCGGCGGGGCCCGGCGGCGGCGGAGGAGGCGCGGCGAGUUGGCGGCGGCCCAAGCUCGCCGGAAAGUUGGUGCCGGCUGAGCCAGCGGCGCCCGCUCGCCAUGCAGAGACCCAGCGGCCAGGGGACCGCCUUCUCCAUCGACUCGCUCAUCGGGACUCCGCCGCCGCGCUCCGGGCACCUGCUCUACACCGGGUACCCCAUGUUCAUGCCGUACCGGCCGCUGGUGCUGCCGCAGGCGCUGUCCCACGCGCCGCUGCAGUCGGGGCUGCCGCCGCUGGCCCCGCUCGCCUCCUUCGCCGGCCGCCUCACCAACACCUUCUGCGCCAGCCUGGGCCAGGCCGUGCCCUCCAUGGUGGCCCUCACCACGGCCCUGCCCAGCUUCUCCGAGCCCCCCGACGGCUUCUACCCGCCGCAGGAGCUGCCCCCACCGCGCGCCACCCCCGACGCCGGCUGCCGGCGGGGCGCCGAGGGCCUGGAGGCGGAGGAGCUGCCCCCGGGGCGCGACAAGGGGCCGCCCGAGCCGCCGCUGCACUUCCCGGACCCCUUCCCCGGCCUGGCAGAUGGGAAGGCGUACAGCUCGGACGAGGAGAAGCUGGAGGUGAAGUCGGCGGCGACGCCGUGCAGCGAGCGGGAGGAGGAGAGCUCGGCGGGGGACAGCGAGGAGGAGCCUUUCCUGGACGGGACGGCCGCGGCCGCGCUGGGCGCCAAGGCCAAGGGCAAGGGCGGCCCCUCGGCCGAGCAGGCCCCGCCGGGCUCGGGGGCGGGCAAGAGCCGGCGGCGGCGCACGGCCUUCACCAGCGAGCAGCUGCUGGAGCUGGAGAAGGAAUUCCACUGCAAGAAGUACCUGAGCCUCACGGAGCGCUCGCAGAUCGCGCACGCCCUGAAGCUGAGCGAGGUGCAGGUGAAGAUCUGGUUCCAGAACCGCCGCGCCAAGUGGAAACGCAUCAAGGCGGGCAACGUGAGCAACCGCUCGGGCGAGCCCGUCCGCAACCCCAAGAUCGUGGUGCCCAUCCCGGUGCACGUCAAUCGCUUCGCCGUGCGCAGCCAGCACCAGCAGAUCGAGCAGGGCGCCCGGCCCUGAGCGCCGUCGGGGCUCUCGGACCCUGGGGCGGGCAGGCGGCCGGCGGCGGGGGGGGCCGGCGCGGCCCGAGCGCCCGCUCGCACUCCUCUGUACAUGUCCCUUAUUUAUUCCGUGUAAACUCUGUACAUAGGGCAGCAUGUCCGUCUGUCCGUGCCGCGGGGAGCGCGGGCUGCCUGGCCCCCGCGGGUCCCGCCGUCCAGCCGCGCCGGGCCUGGGCCGCGCUGCCCGCGGCGCCCACCCGUGUAUAGCCGUGAUUUCAAUAAAUUAUUUUCUAUGGA